AUGACUGACGGUUGGAAGGACAAGUCUCAUAGGCAUCUUGUUAAUUUUUUAAUAGGUUGCCCUAGGGGCAUUGUUUACCACUCUAGCAUUGAUUUAUCAAGAAAGAGACAUACUGGGAGAUUGAUAUGCGCACAUCUAGACAAAAUUGUAGAUGUUGUUGGGCCUGAAAAUGUGAUCCAAGUAGUGACUGAUAAUGCUGCGAAUUACAGAAUAGCAGGCUUGUUGCUAAUAGAGAGAAGACCCAAUCUUUAUUGGACUGCUUGUGCUGCAUAUUGUAUUAAUUUGAUGCUCAAGGAAAUAAGGAAGCUGAAGAGGGUUAAAUAUUGUAUUUUGAGGAGCAAGUUGAUUCUAAGGGUUAUAUACAAUCACACAUAUCUUCAUGCUUUGAUGAGGGAGCAUUGCAUGCGAGAGAUUGUCAAGGAGUCCACUACUAGAUUCGCUACAGCGUUCCUUACGAUACAAUCGAUAUUGGUAAACAAGACAAGAUUGAGAUCAAUGAUACGCUUUAAUGAAUUACAGACUGAUAGGGCAUCAAUGAGUCAACUUGGAAUGCAGGUUGAAACCACCCUUCUCGAUCGGAGGUUAUGGGCUCGAUGUAACCAUGUUGUUUCUAUAACUGAACCUUUAGUACAUGUGCUGAGGUUAAGUGACUCUGAUGAUAAACCCGUAAUGGGGUUUCUGUUUGAUACAAUGAGACGUGCAAGGGAAGCUAUAUUUGAUAAUAACAUAUGGAAUGAAGAGAUAUUAGAGAUUGUUGAUCGUUGGUGGAGAGACCAACUACACCAAGAUAUCCAUGUAACAGGGUUCUUUCUUAAUCUACAAAAUUUGUACUCCAAUGCCACUUUAGAUGAUGCAGAUAUCAUGGAAGGGGUAAGAAAUUGCAUCUAUAGACUUGAACUUAAUCUUGAAACUCAGAUGGAGUGUAUGCAACAGCUUAUUAUGUACAUGGAAAAAAAUAGGGAAUUUGCAUACAACAAUGCCAAAAAAGCAGCUGCAAAAUUGCACCCAGAGAAAUAUAUAAGGAGGAACCCCACAGACUACACGCCGAUCAACCUUGAUUACAUUUUUCGGAGCGACCUCGCCGAUGAGUGGGUGUCACUAAGGACCCCAAUACUAGACCAAGAUUUUCUUAGUGGGGCAGUUGCCGAUAUGGAUGAUAAUGUGAAUGUUGCAGCAUCCAAUGAAGGAGACAUGACAAUGGACAUGGAUGACGAUUAUACACAGGAUGAAGAUGAUGCACAUGAUGAUGAAACAGAUUAG
Amborella trichopoda is the source of this 1260-nucleotide messenger RNA. RefSeq lists its product as uncharacterized. Lineage: Eukaryota; Viridiplantae; Streptophyta; Magnoliopsida; Amborellales; Amborellaceae. The record is from RefSeq and is a predicted model, not a curated record.